Molecule: messenger RNA, 399 nt
Organism: Penicillium subrubescens
Lineage: Eukaryota; Fungi; Ascomycota; Eurotiomycetes; Eurotiales; Aspergillaceae
Exons: 1
Coding region: 1-399 (132 amino acids)
Source: RefSeq, a predicted model, not a curated record
AUGAUCAUUACUCUCGCAGAACAGAGUGCUGCACCACCUACAGGUGGUUGCGAGGGUUCACAGCCCGUUUUGACGCAUUCGACCUCAUUCCCUUCCCACGCCGGUGCGAAGGGCUACUCAGUACUCGUUGAUAUUCAGUAUCCGGCCAAGAAACCUAUAGGCGCUCUGAGAUUUAUAGCGAAUCCCAGUCGCCAAGGUCUUCGACAAGUUGUGGCGCAAAUUUUGGCUACCAAUGAUCCCCCAAACGACCCAAGCUGGUUCAUAAAAUCAUUGAGUGUUCGGAAGGGGAACACUUCAUACGAUGUCUUGGGCUACCCACAGGAUGACAUUGGUAGCUUACUGGACGAUGUUCUUGAGUCUGAAAAGCUCAUCAAGAUUGAAUGUGUAUGCAGCAUCUAA